Molecule: messenger RNA, 994 nt
Organism: Spodoptera frugiperda (fall armyworm)
Lineage: Eukaryota; Metazoa; Arthropoda; Insecta; Lepidoptera; Noctuidae
Gene: Muted
Product: biogenesis of lysosome-related organelles complex 1 subunit 5
Exons: 4
Coding region: 111-620 (169 amino acids)
Cellular component (GO): transport vesicle; BLOC-1 complex
Source: RefSeq, a predicted model, not a curated record
ACGAGGUUUGUGUGGCCUACAUAAAUUUUAUUAUUUUAAAAUAUUCUCGUAUUGUUUAUGUCUCAAUUUCUAAGUUUCCAUGAAUUAUAUAAAUAAUAAUUCACAAGUUCAUGUACCAACUGUUAAGUGUAAAUAACAUAGUUGCAUAUUUUAUUUAUUUACAAAUAAAGAAAGAGAUUGGAGAAAUCUGGUCAAGAUUAUUCGACCAUCGCCCUUUCCUAAAUGGUGAAAUAAAGUUUAUGCUAAAGGAGUUUGAGGAGAAGCGUGGCGAUCGAGAAGUAGAGAACUUGUUUUCUAUACUUGAGAAACUGACUGAUAUCAAGGACAGUCAGGCUGAGAAGAUUAUAAAGACUGGGGAGACUGGCCUGCCUGUCUUGAAGGAGAAGUUGGAACAAGCACUACAGCUAAGUGCAGAAGUCGAGAAGGAUUAUCUUGAUUCACGUCAGGUUUAUGAGCAACGAAGACAAGAACUAAAAGAAAAGAGACAAAAGGAAUGGGAUCAGUUCAUUGAUGAUAUGAACUUCAAAUGCCAAAGAAUUGACAAUACUUUUGAAGAAAAAGAAGAAGAACUAAGGGAUUUGUAUGCUGAUCUUAACCACAAACUAAAUAUUGCCAAAUAAAUCAUGGAUUCCAUGGGAUCACUUGUUGAUACCAACCUUAGAAUUUACCCAUCAAAUAAUUUACUUGAUUAUCUUAAAAGUAUACCCAUCAAUGAUGAUGUACCUCUAAAUAUCGGAAGACUGGUUAAAGGAAGAAAUUAUGAAGCAAAACAUAAAGAAGCCAAAGAGGUAGUCCCAGUACAUUUAAACAGUACUGAUAUUGAAAAUUUAAACAAAAUAAAAGCUGUAAUGAAAUUUGAUGAUGAAGUUAAAGAAGAAGAACAAGAGAAAGUUGAUGAGGAACCUAAGAAGGAUAAUAUAGAUAAUGACAAACAAAGUACAGUUUCUGAAACAACAGAUCCUGAUGAAAAAGCAUUAGAUAAAAGUAAACUAAA